UAUUUUGGCACUCGCCUUUUACGCGCAGCCACCGUGACUCCGCUCUCUGUUUUACGCACACAGAUCCGGCUGUGAACUGCACUUCCAUCACCUGAGCUGAUCUUUUUUUUAUUUCUAACUUUCGAAUAAAGGAGGACUGGACAUGUCUGGGACGUGGAGGGGACUGUCCACAUGCUGGUGUCUGCUGAUGCUGGCGCAUUUCUGGCUUCAGACCGAUGCGGCCUUCGUGUGCAGCUCCACCCAGCUGAGGUGUGGGAACGGGAGGUGCAUCACCCGCAGGUGGAUUUGUGACGGAACGGAUGACUGUGGUGACGGGACCGAUGAGCUGCCUGCGACCUGCGCAAACAAAACCUGCCUGCAGGCAGAGUAUGACUGCGGCGCUCCCAUGCACCAGUGUAUACCAGACGGCUGGCACUGUGACGGCAAAGCUGACUGUACCAACGGGGCUGAUGAGAGUAACUGCACGGCUAAACAAUGCAAGCCUGACGAGUUUAAAUGCGCCAGCGGCGAGUGUAUAUCCACCUCCUUCGUUUGCGACAAGGAAAACGACUGCCCCGAUGGCUCGGAUGAAGUCUCCUGCCCCACACCCACCUGCAGCCCUCAGUCCUUCCAGUGCAACAACUCGGCGUGCAUUAUGCUCCUGUGGCUCUGCGACGGAGACGAGGAUUGUACCGACGGUUCGGACGAGUGGCCGCAGAACUGCGUGGGACGGCUGCCGGACAAGACUGCGCAGCGCUGCGGCGUCCACGAGUUCCAGUGCGCAAACGGGGAUUGCGUCCACAGCAACUGGAGGUGUGACGGAGACUUCGACUGCAAGGAUCGAUCGGACGAGGUCAACUGCAGUCGUCCUACUUGUCGUCCAGACGAGUUCCAGUGUAAUGACGGCGCCUGUAUCCACGGCAGCCACCAGUGUGACAGAAACAACGACUGCAGGGACGGCAGUGAUGAGAUCGGCUGCCACACAGAAAGCGUAUGUGAAGGCCCGACCAAGUUCAAGUGUCGCAGCGGGGAGUGUAUCAGCAUGGAGAAAGUGUGCAACGGUCAGAGAGACUGCAGCGACUACUCCGACGAGCCUGUCAAAGAGUGCAACAAGGAUGAGUGUUCGACUGGAAAUAGCGGCUGCUCCCAUUUCUGCAUCGAUCUGAAGAUUGGCUUCAACUGCUCCUGCCCCGCUGGAUACAGCCUGAAGAUGGACAAGAAAACCUGUGAAGACAUCGAUGAAUGUGCUGAGCCGGACACUUGCAGCCAGAUCUGCAUCAACCUGCCCGGCAGCUACAAGUGUGAUUGUGGGGAGGGCUACGAGAUCGACCCUGCGAGCAAGACGUGCAAGACUGAAUCAGGCACCGUGCCCACCCUCUUCUUCACCAAUAAACACGAGGUGAGGAAGAUGACAGUGGACCGCAGCGAGUACGUCCGUCUGAUCCCCGGGCUGAAGAACGCUGUGUCUCUAGACAUGGACAUGUCUAACAAGAUGAUCUUCUGGUCUGACCUGACUCUGAAGAAAAUCUACAGCUCCAGGAUCGAUGUGGCCGGUAACUCCUCUUACCACACUGUAGUAAUUGGCAGUGGGAUUGAGGCCCCAGAAGGCAUUGCAGUGGAUUGGAUCCAUGGCAACAUCUACUGGACUGACGGCGUUUUGAAGACUAUCUCUGUGGCAACGACAGACGGCAGCAAGAGGAAGACCCUGAUCACAGAGAACCUGGACAAGCCAAGAGCCAUCGCAGUCGACCCCAUAAAUAACUUCAUGUACUGGACAGACUGGGGUGACGAGGCCAAGAUUGAGAAGAGCGGUUUGAACGGAGUGGACCGCGUCGUCUUGGUAAAAGAAAACAUCCUGUGGCCCAAUGGCAUCACCUUAGACAUGGUCAACCAGCGUCUGUACUGGGUGGACUCCAAGUUGCACACUCUGUCCAGCAUCGACGUGAACGGAGGGACGCGACACAGUCUCAUUAUCAGCGAGGAAAAGCUCGCCCACCCCGUCUCUCUGACUGUGUUUGAGGACAAAGUCUUUUGGACCGACAUAAGCGCCGGUGCUGUUUUUAGUGCCAGCCGCCUGACAGGGAAAGACAUCACCACGCUGGCAACAGACCUGAAUCAGCCAGAGGACAUCGUACUGUACCACAACCUCAAGCAGACAAACGGUACAAACGGCUGCAUCGAGAGUAACAGCAUGAACGGAGGCUGUGAGUUUUUGUGCCUUCCUGCGCCUGUGAUCAACCAGCACUCACCUAAAUUCACCUGUGCCUGUCCUGACAACAUGGCCAUGGGACCCGACAUGAGGAAAUGUGUGACAGCUUCGGUUGACCAGCCCGCCGAAAUCAAAACUGCUGCACCGCUCCUGCCCAAAGAUUCCACCAAGACCAGCGCGCCCAGGCAGACCACUACAGCAACUAUACCUACAACCAGAGCUACCAAACAAACCACAACUAUCUCAACCAGCCCGACCACACAGCAGUCUGCCGCCACCGGUCAAGGUAACAGACUGGCAGCCCUGCCUGAAGAAGCUCCUUCAUCCCCCCCCAUGGCUCUCUACGUCGUGUUGCCAAUAAUCGUCAUGGCCUUGGUCAUCUUUGGAGGAGCGUUGCUAUGGAGACACUGGCGCCUGAAGAACACCAACACCAUCCACUUUGACAAUCCCGUGUACCAGAAGACCACCGAGGACGAGCUGCACAUCUUCAGGAACAACUCUGAGGGCUACGUUUAUCCUCAGAGGCAAAUGCUGAGCAUGGACGACCUGGAUGUUGCAUAACCCAAAGAUGAAGAAGACACAAGCUUUAUUUGAAGUGAUUUUCCACAUUUGAAGGCCAUUUUAUGCUACUGCUGCUGCUUAACAUCCCUCCUUCCUUCCUUCCUUCCUUCCUUCCUUCCCUUCCCUCGCCGACGAGCUCAUUUUUUGGCGUAUGUUUCUGACCUCAGCACUGUGCCGUCCAAGUCUGAAGAAAGAGCUGAAAAACUUACAAGAAGCCACGAAAUGGCUUUGAAACGAAGGACUGACCCGUGUUUCAGAAGACGACGCUCUUCAUCUGAGAGCUUUGACUCUUCUGAAGCUGAAUCCUGAAUUUUUAACGCACUGCUCGCUCACUCUGCCACCAACACGUCGCUCCGGGAUUACCCAAACACACGUUAACAAAAGUUUGACCUGACUGUACUGUUUUAAGACUCUUUGUGUGCCUUCCACCAACACUUCACUAAAGUUUAUUGGAUGUACAUGAAUGCCUUACUGACACUCCAAAGCAGUUUCUCUGGUAGUUAAUGCCUUUCCCUACUUUAGGCAGCGAUGGCCUUCAUAAUCAUACUGCGGUCCUCUGCUCGUGGACGCAGAGUUGCACAUUUUGUUGGCUCCUAUAUUAGAGGCAUUACUGUCGUUCAUCAUCGUCUGUACGUCACAUUUAAAACUUAUAUUACUAUUUGUUUCCUCUGGUGAUGUGUCACGGACGGUUCAUGUUGAAAAUGGAAAAGCUGCUGAGUUUUCUGAAGUCAACCAAAAUGAAGAAAAUGUUUUUGUUUUUGUUUUUUUGUUUGUUACGUAACCGUGUAAAUAGUUUGUGUAAAUAUUUUGUAAAACAGUUCUCUCUUUGUACAUUUUAAUCAAGAAAUGUAAAUAUGUGAGAGAUUCUUUUAUUUAUUUAUGGAAAUAUACGAGUGAAGGUUUUUUUUUUGAUUGUCAUCACGUGGCCGUAAGCUUCAGUAAAGCCAGUCUAACCAUUAUAGUACAUUGUGCAGCUGUUAUUUAAGUUAAGAGAAAUACUGAAGAAGCCCUCGUUCUCCUCUGUUUGUUACUUUUUCAGUGAUGAAUAAUUUAUUUUGCCUUUUCCUUCCUGUAACUGUGACGUUUCUGUUUUCACUGUGAGUUUCGAGGCACAUGCUGUGCAGACAUGUACGCAUGGAUCAUGUAAGGAUCGAUGCACGACAGCCAGCUUGUUAACGCACGUUGCUUUGUUUGUUUGUUUGUUGUUUUGGUUGUGUUGAUCUUUUUUUUUUUUUUUAAUAAAAGUUAAAUUCUUAA
Messenger RNA from Larimichthys crocea (large yellow croaker), 4006 nucleotides. RefSeq names its product low density lipoprotein receptor b (gene ldlrb). Gene Ontology annotation, biological process: receptor-mediated endocytosis. Lineage: Eukaryota; Metazoa; Chordata; Actinopteri; Sciaenidae. Gene Ontology annotation, molecular function: hormone binding; calcium ion binding; protein binding. Gene Ontology annotation, cellular component: plasma membrane; signaling receptor complex; apical plasma membrane. Bases 143 to 2749 code for a protein of 868 amino acids. The record is from RefSeq and is a predicted model, not a curated record. The transcript has 18 exons.